AGGAGCCCAGUGCAGGCCGCAGAGUCGGGGCCGCUGCGAGCCGAGACCGCGGGCCGCGGAGCCCGCACGGCCGGCGCGGAGAAUUCGUUCCUGCCGAAGAGUAAGUCCUCGAUUCCCAGGCCCUUUGAGGUCUGAGGAGGAGUCCAGUAGGUGAGAUUCUCUACCUCUAAGGAGAAACAGUACCUGCUCCUUCAGCAAGAGCAAGCUCUCCGUUGCUAUGGAUACCGAAUCCACGUAUUCUGGAUACUCUUACUAUUCUAGUCAUUCGAAAAAAUCUCACAGACAAGGCAUGUAUGGAUGUACACACGCAGAAAGGGGUCUGGAAGGAUAGUGUCGGAGCUGCCCAGAGUGGUCAUCCACCGGGAAGGGGGCCACACAGGAUGGGAAAGAAAUAGAGAGAGGCACAAAUCACCCCGGAAUAAAGAUGGCAGAGGGUCAGAAAAAUCUGUCACCAUUCAAGCUCCCACUGGAGAGCCCUUGUUGGCAAAUGAUUCUACUCGGACGGAGGAAGCUCAGGAUGACAACUGGGGGGAGACCACCACGGCCAUCACAGGCACGUCAGAGCACAGCAUCUCGCAGGAGGACAUCGCCCGCAUCAGCAAGGACAUGGAGGACAGCGUGGGGCUGGACUGCAGGCGCUACCUGGGCCUCACCGUUGCCACGGUGCUCGGACUCCUGGUCUUCCUCACCCCCAUCGCCUUCAUCCUGCUGCCCCCCAUCCUGUGGCGGGAGGAGCUGGAGCCUUGUGGCACCAUCUGCGAGGGACUCUUCAUCUCCAUGGCGUUCAAGCUCCUGAUUCUGCUCAUCGGGACCUGGGCGCUGUUCUUCCGCAAGCAGAGAGCCGACGUGCCGCGGAUCCUCGUGUUCCGUGCGCUCUUGCUGGUCCUCAUCUUUCUCUUCGUGGUCUCCUAUUGGCUUUUUUACGGGGUCCGCAUUUUGGACUCUCGGGACCGAAAUUACCAGGGCAUCGUGCAAUAUGCCGUCUCCCUCGUGGACGCCCUCCUCUUCAUCCACUACCUGGCCGUUGUCCUGCUGGAGCUCAGACAGCUGCAGCCCAUGUUCACGCUGCAGGUGGUCCGCUCCACUGACGGCGAGUCCCGCUUCUACAGCUUUGGACACCUGAGUAUCCAGCGAGCAGCAUUGGUGGUUCUGGAAAAUUACUAUAAAGAUUUCACCAUCUAUAACCCCAACCUCCUAACAGCCUCCAAAUUCCGAGCAGCCAAGCACAUGGCCGGGCUGAAAGUCUACAACGUAGAUGGCCCCAGUAAUAACGCCACUGGUCAGUCCCGGGCAAUGAUCGCCGCAGCUGCUCGGCGCAGGGACUCGAGCCACAACGAGUUGUAUUAUGAGGAGGCGGAACAUGAACGGCGGGUGAAGAAGCGGAGAGCAAGGCUGGUGGUUGCAGUGGAGGAGGCCUUCGUCCACAUCCAGCGUCUCCAGGCUGAGGAGCAGCAGAAAGCCCCAGGGGAGGUGAUGGACCCCAGGGAGGCCGCCCAGGCCAUCUUUCCCUCCAUGGCCCGGGCUCUGCAGAAGUACCUGCGCACCACCCGGCAGCAGCACUACCACAGCAUGGAGAGCAUCCUGCAGCACCUGGCCUUCUGCAUCACCAACAGCAUGACCCCAAAGGCCUUCCUCGAGCGGUACCUCAGCACGGGUCCCACGCUGCAGUACGACCGGGAGCGCUGGCUCGCCAUGCAGUGGCGGCUCGUCAGUGAUGAGGCCGUGACCAGCGGGCUGCGGGAUGGACUCGUUUUUGUCCUCAAAUGCUUGGACUUCAGCCUCGUAGUCAAUGUGAAGAAAAUUCCGUUCAUCAUGCUCUCGGAAGAGUUCAUAGACCCCAAGUCUCACAAAUUUGUCCUUCGCUUACAGUCUGAGACGUCAGUUUAAAAGUUCUAUAUUUGUGGCUUUAUUAAAAAAAAAAAGAAUAUAUAGAGAGAUAUAUAUGUAUACCAGAGGGGCAUCUUUGUUUUUAUUAUUCUUCAUUGCUGACUGAACUGGCAGAUGAGAGACCAGGGUCCUUUGACCAUCUGCACUUUAUUUGGAAGGAAGCAGAAGAUGUCCGUCCUGGAAAAAAGUGACUGAUGACAUCUGACUUGGGGAUGGGACGUCUCUCGAGAAGCCGUUCCCUGGCGUUUCUGUGACAGCUGCAAACCAAAGCGGAGCUGGAGGUUCUUGGGAACCUCGCCUUACGACUCGUCCCUGCCUUUCGUCCAGCACCCAGCCCUGCCCUGGCUUCUGGCCAUCCCACUCGUGGGCCUCUGGGGA
This is a messenger RNA of Lagenorhynchus albirostris (white-beaked dolphin), 2265 nucleotides long. It is a transcript of the gene VANGL1, whose product is annotated as VANGL planar cell polarity protein 1. The coding region runs from base 298 to 1887 and encodes 529 amino acids. Lineage: Eukaryota; Metazoa; Chordata; Mammalia; Artiodactyla; Delphinidae. Gene Ontology annotation, biological process: multicellular organism development. The record is from RefSeq and is a predicted model, not a curated record. The transcript is spliced from 9 exons. Gene Ontology annotation, cellular component: plasma membrane.